UGCUUUGGGGCAAUCUGAGUCCAGUUCUAAGGGGCCUGGCUGCUAAACAGAGAAAUUUCAAGUGUAAACAAUGGCAUCCAAAUCCUUGUUCUCAAUCAUUCCACGUGUGAAGCGAAAGGAGGAAAAAAAGAGAUCAUUCUUGAAGAAUGGAAGCAUGUUACUAGAGGAUCUUAUUGCUUCUUGUGAUGGAAAAUCUCAUCCUAUUCGUUGUUACUCUGCUGCUGAGCUCAUCAGAGCUACCAACAACUUUGAUCCUUCUUGCGUGAUAGAUGGAACACACUUCGACAACAUGUACAGGGGUAUUCUAGAUGACCGAACAGUUAUCAUUAAGCCGCAUUAUAAAGUCGAUUGGGCUAUUCGUGACAUUAUCAUAUCAAUGCAGAUGAGCACCCAUAAAAAUUCCUUGAAAUUAUUAGGCUGCUGCUUAGAAUUCGAUAGACCAGUUUUGGUGCUUGAAAAUGCAGGAAAAGGACUUCUCAACAAUGAUGGGAGUUUAGUAGUGGAUAAUGAAUUAUUACCAUGGAAAACUAGACUGCGUAUUGCAAAGCAGCUUGCUAGUGCACUUACAUACCUACAUACUGCAUUUCCAAGGCCCAUCAUUCAUAGGUGUAUAACAUCCCACUGCAUUCUAUUGGACGAUGACUAUGUUCCCAAACUCUUCGACUUUUCAAUAUCCGUAACCAUUCCUCCUGAUCAAUUGUAUGUUGAAGAUUUCGCAGGAGGGCCAGUGGGGUACAUGGACCCUACUUACAAAAUGUUUGGUAAAAGUUCAGAAAAAACUGAUGUUUAUAGCUUUGGUGUGCUUUUACUUGUAUUCUUGAUGCGACAAGAAGCUAUGGAUAGAAACUCAUUGGAGCAACUUACUGUAGAUCCUAAACCUAAUGUUUCUGAUGGACAGAUUCAAAUAGAGACAAUUGCGGACCCUAAAAUCCUUGAGGAAGUCGGGGGAGAUGAGCAAGCACAACAGCAACUGAAGGAUUUCCUAGCACUGGCUUUGUCGUGCAUCCAACGCAAAAUUGAAGCAAGGCCAGAUAUGAUUGAUGUGGCCAAAGAACUUGUACGAAUUGACAAGUAG
This is a messenger RNA of Prunus dulcis (almond), 1075 nucleotides long. Its product is annotated as non-functional pseudokinase ZED1-like. The record is from RefSeq and is a predicted model, not a curated record. Lineage: Eukaryota; Viridiplantae; Streptophyta; Magnoliopsida; Rosales; Rosaceae. Gene Ontology annotation, molecular function: protein serine/threonine kinase activity; ATP binding. The transcript has 2 exons. The coding region runs from base 71 to 1075 and encodes 334 amino acids. Gene Ontology annotation, cellular component: plasma membrane. Gene Ontology annotation, biological process: protein phosphorylation; cell surface receptor signaling pathway.